Molecule: messenger RNA, 2618 nt
Organism: Hordeum vulgare subsp. vulgare (domesticated barley)
Lineage: Eukaryota; Viridiplantae; Streptophyta; Magnoliopsida; Poales; Poaceae
Product: F-box/LRR-repeat protein At3g26922-like
Exons: 2
Coding region: 1701-2618 (305 amino acids)
Molecular function (GO): protein binding
Source: RefSeq, a predicted model, not a curated record
UGAAAGGAGGGAAUAGUAUAUAUGUGUCUAAGGACUUGAGUGGAUUGGCGUUUCACAACCCCAUACCCCUGUAAAAUAAUAGACCUUCAUCGAUUGUUUUUCUUUUCAGUUGAAAAUCAAAUGUGAUCAGUAUUAUACACCUGUAAAAUAAAUAAAGGUGUAUAAAAAUACACCGAAGCCAAGAGGGGCCUAAUUUACAAUCACCAACACAAAUUUACAGGUGCUGGGUACGCGACCAGGGCUGAGUGUGGCGCAAAGUCUGUAUGAUGGUUGCGCAAUCGAUCAGUUGUAGACGGUCUCCUUUAUGUUAGCACGGGUAUUUUGAUACAUAACUGGAUAUCACGGGACAACUUCAAACGGCCUAUUAUCUCUCUGGUACCUAACCUUUCGGACAUGGUUGUUCAGCUCAUAGAGAUCACGACUGCCUCCUAGAACGAAAACCGGUUAGGAAGGUCUUUACACAUUUUGAUAUGGAUGAGAUCCUCAAGAUACCGGUGUGUACGCGAAGAGUAUCAGAUUUUUGGACUUGGCAUGAGGAAAGCAAGGGGAUAUUCAUUGUCCGGUCGGCAUAUCAAAUGAUCUUGCACACUAAACUUGGUAGAGAUGGUUGGAUUGAUGAGCAGUCUCACACGUCGGUGAAUCACUUGAAGAACAAUCGGUGGACAUCUAUUUGACACAUCAAGGUUCUCUCAAAACUUCGGGUGUUACGUUUGGAGAUAGGCAAGAUAAUCCAUCCCAUGCGGGGUUUUGCUGCAGCACCGGAAUAUGGCGAUAAUCCACACAUGUGCUCUCUGUAGCGCUCGGGAUAUAUGGCGACAUGCACUACUAUUCUGCCCUAUGGCAGACAAUGUUUGGGUGCUAGCACCUGAUCCUAUAGUGGAGGUAAUGAAUGCUCACAUGGAGGAUAGCGUCAAAGAUAGGAUCUUUGCCUUACAUGAGAUAUUGGUUGAAGAUGAUUUUGUUCGACUAGUGGUAACUCUAUGGGCAAUCUGGGGAGCAAGGAGGAAAGUAAUUCACGAGGAUAGUCGUCGGCAACAGUACACGGCUUCAUCAAUUCUUAUCUAAGGAAGUUGACGAAGAUCAAGGUAAAAACUGCAUCUGUUCCUGCCAGCACUACUCCACAAAAUAUGUCACAUUGAAUUUCGCCCGUCCCUGGUUAUGCAAAAUUCAAUGCUGAUGGAGCGGUUUUCAGGCAUGUUUUUGGGUCUAUCGGUGUGAUUUCUAGGAAUCAAGAAGGCACUUUUCUGGAAGCCUCGACAUUUGUUUUCAGGUUUAUCUCAGAUCCAUCGACCCUGGAAGCUUUGGCGCUGACGAAGAACCUAUACAUACAGAGUAUCCAGGUCGGCUCGGAUUGCAAGGUAGUGAUCGAUGAUAUUCAAAAGCGUAGCUCGGCCAGCUAUGAUGCGAUAGUUCAAGAGAUCAUAGAUCUUUUGGUUUCUUUUACUUCAUGUAAUUUUGUUUAUGAACAUAUGAGUAUAAAUUUUGAAGCUUACAAUUUAACUAAGCAUGCUCUUAUCCUCGGUAAUGGCCGUCAUAUUUGGUUAGAUCAUCUGAAAAAUCUUUCAUCGGUUACGUAAAUAUUAUGACGAAUUAAUAAAGCUUGAUGAAAUGGUCUUAAGAAAAGAUAGCAAGAUUUUGGCUCACCCUGGCCUGUCAAGAACAACUGCGCAGGGUGUGUGUGGAGACUGGAGUGGGGAACAAUGGCGCUCGAAUCCGGCGGCGCCGCCGCCGCGAAGAGACCGCAGCCACCGGCAGAAGACGGCGAGACCGGCCAGCACGACCACCUCUCGGCGCUACCGGAGCCGCUGCAGCUGCGCAUCCUCUCCUUCCUCCCGCUCAGGUCCGCCAUCCUCGCCUCGUCCCUCUCCCGCUCCUGGCGCGGCCUCUGGGCGCGCCGCUGGGAGGACGACGGGAACCCCUCCGCCUCCCUCCACCACCACCUCCGCCCCUACGCCUCCCCAUCUUCCAACAAGCUCCUCGAGUCCCUCGAGCUGCGCCAGUCCCAGGGCCGGCGCGGGCGGAUCGACCGCUACUCCCUCGUCGUCCACAUCCUCGCGAUGCGCGCCCGCGUGCUCGGCCGCUACCUCGCCGCCGCCGCCGGAUGCGGCGUCGAGGACCUCCGCGUCGAGCUGCGGACGAGUCCCGACACGCCCCUCCUCUUCCCCUUCCCGGCGGCGGCUGGCCCCGCCCUCGCGCGCCUCUCGCUGCGGGGCAUCUGGGUCUCCGGCCUCCACAGCAGGACCGCCCGGCCGUCCGCCGCCCUCGAGGCCGUCCUCCUCCACUCCGUCCGCCUCGAUGACCGGGAUUUGGCGAGGAUGCUGGCGCUGUGCCCCCGCCUCCGCGUCCUCGGCCUCCACUCCUGCACGGGCAUCAGUCGAGUCGCCGUGACGGCGGCGAUGGGGCUCACCAGCCUCAGGAGCGUCACCAUCGUAGACUGCAACUACCUCACUGCGGUGGACUUCGCGGCGGUUCCUAGCGUCCGGUCGUUCCGCUACAGCGGCGGUUUCUUCUCGUCGUUCUAUCUCCCUGGCGACGCAUUGUUCGCCGACCUCGACAUCCGUUUCGGCGUCCAGAAAAGCCGCAAUGUCCUCAUCUGCCAAAAGGUGUUCAGUGACUAA